AUGCCCGGAAGUCCCAAGCAGCGUAAAGUCGUUAUUGUGGGUGCAGGACCAGUCGGGUCACUCGCGGCACUCUAUGCUGCCGCGCGAGGUGAUCAUGUUGAGCUUUAUGAACUUCGCGGAGAUCUUCGCGAUCCUUCGACUGUUCCUCUAAAUUUUACAAAGUCGAUCAAUCUGGCAAUCUCUGAACGUGGAAUCCAUUCCAUGAAAUCCAGCAACCGCCCAGAGUUUGUCCAACAGAUUCUCCAUGAAGCCAUUCCGAUGCAUGGGCGUAUGAUUCACGGCCGUGCAAAGAACGGAUCGCUCUGGGAGGAUGCGCAGGCGUAUGAUAUUCACGGUCGACACAUAAAUGCGAUAGACCGUGGGACUUUGAACACAAUUCUCUUGAAUGAGCUUGAGAAAACGCCCAAUGUCAAGGUCUUUUUUAACCAUAAGUUAACAGGAGCCGACUUCAAAACUAACAAGGCGUGGUUCGAGCGGAGGAAUCCAGAUGAUACCGUGGGAACAUUUAAGGCUGACUCCAAUCAGGAUGACAGGUCUAUUAAUGUGACCAGGGCUCCGGAGCUUGAGGUUCCAUUUGAUUUCUUGAUCGGAGCAGACGGCGCUCAUUCCGCCACAAGAUUCCAUCUGAUGAAAUUUACCCGCAUGGACUAUCAGCAAGAAUACGUCGAUACUCUAUGGUGCGAAUUUCAAAUCAAGGCAUCCGACAACAAUGAUUUUCGUAUCUCUCCGAAUCACUUACACAUCUGGCCCGGCCGUGAAUUCAUGUUUAUCGCUUUGCCAUCACCAGAUAGAUCAUUUACCUGUACGCUCUUUGCACCGUCAGCUCAAUACGCAGCAUUGCAGAAAUCUCCGGAAAACCUUCAACAGUUCUUCAACACACAUUUUCCAGGCGUCUCGCCAGAACUCAUCUCCCUGGAUUCUCUUACAGAACAGUUUAUGAAUAAUCCACACCUACCGCUGAUUAGCAUCAAGUGCUCGCCACAUCAUUUCAACUCGAGCGUCGUCAUCUUAGGUGACGCUUCCCACGCCGUACUUCCAUUUUACGGCCAGGGACUAAACGCAGGGCUUGAGGACGUCCGUAUCCUCUUUGAGCUUCUUGAUGAAUACGGUGUGUAUUCCCCUGAGUGCAUGAACAAUCCCACUCGUAUAAAGGAAGCGCGUGAAGCAGCCUUAAACGCAUAUACCCGUCAACGCGUCCCCGAUGCCCAUGCAAUCAACGAUUUAUCUCGGCGCAAUUACAUCGAGAUGCGGUGGGGGGUAAAAUCCUCCACCUAUCUAAUCCGCAAAGCAAUAGAGGAAGCCCUCUAUAGAUAUGCGCCGGGUCUUGGUUGGUCCACGCAAUACGCUCGCGUUAGUUUUGGCAACCAGCGCUAUUCUGAGGUAGAAAGAGCCACAACUCGCCAAAGCCAGGUACUUCUCCGGGCUCUUGCUCUCCUAUUUUUCUCUGCUGUUGGUUUGGUUGGGCUUUGGAUGUGGAGAUGGCGCCGUCUAAGGUCUUUAGCAGCGUCCCUCAUUCAUGAGGGGCUCCGAAUGCUCAAAAGAAAUUAG
Messenger RNA from Ophidiomyces ophidiicola, 1548 nucleotides. RefSeq names its product kynurenine 3-monooxygenase, mitochondrial precursor (gene BNA4). Gene Ontology annotation, molecular function: FAD binding; NAD(P)H oxidase H2O2-forming activity; kynurenine 3-monooxygenase activity. Gene Ontology annotation, biological process: NAD+ metabolic process; L-tryptophan catabolic process; quinolinate biosynthetic process. The transcript has 3 exons. Gene Ontology annotation, cellular component: mitochondrial outer membrane. NCBI's taxonomy places the organism in Eukaryota, Fungi, Ascomycota, Eurotiomycetes, Onygenales, Onygenaceae. Bases 1 to 1548 code for a protein of 515 amino acids. The record is from RefSeq and is a predicted model, not a curated record.